Triplophysa rosa is the source of this 3476-nucleotide messenger RNA. It is a transcript of the gene tmem150b, whose product is annotated as transmembrane protein 150B. The coding region runs from base 944 to 1642 and encodes 232 amino acids. The record is from RefSeq and is a predicted model, not a curated record. NCBI's taxonomy places the organism in Eukaryota, Metazoa, Chordata, Actinopteri, Cypriniformes, Nemacheilidae. The transcript is spliced from 6 exons.
AUACACGGUAAUGUCAAGUAAUGACUUUCUUUUUACCGUCUCUCUGUUUCCAUGGUAAUUUAUGGCUAAAUUGUGUGUAAUUAGAGUAAUGAGGUGGACGACCAACAGAUUAUGCCGUUAUUUAUAGUUGUGUGGUAAUACUCGUACAUCAUCACAAGUCACCUCUAUAAAGCAUGACUAUGCUGAAAAUCAUACUGUAGUGUCAUGUCCAAAGGCAAUGUUACGCAAUAUUCCAUUUACAGGACAGGUGAGAAUAUUUGCACUGGAGUGGGUUUGGGUUUAUGUACCUCUAAACAGCUUGUGUGGUUGUGGAAACCUUUGUCAUACAACCAUAAAUCAAUAACGCUGGCACAAAGUCCACAACCACACAUGGUUUGAAAUGAGCAAUGAUACUGUGCCAUACUCAAGAACAUCACCCCGCAUCUCUGAAAUGUUUCUUCACACAUUCAAUUAAAGGAAAGAAGUAGAAGAUAAUAUAGGUGAGUUUUGAACUUGUGUUCCAUACUUUAUUUCUUCCAUUAAACAAUAAACAAGGGGAAAUGUUUAUGCUGGUUGAGAGCCAAAACAAAAGGAUGUGAAUUAUCCAUAGAAAUCACUGCCUGUCUGUUUUUUACCGUUUUGGCUCGAUUGGUUUUCUGGGCAGAUUUAGUAGUUCGUUUUUUGUAACAUGGGAUGCUCAGUACUGCUCAUUUAAAAUUUCAGUCCUAACAGUCUGGCACCUUAACAUGCUAAAUCGAUAAUAACUGGUGGUUAGUUUGUAAAAAUCUCAGUUCUGGGAUACCUGUCUGUUAACAUGGGUUUGUGAUGGGAAUGGGUGUAGCCUUGCACGUUGUUCUCUGUCUGAGCAUCAGCGGGUUAACUCGUACACAAAGUUCACUUUACUUGCAUGUAAGUUGCUAUAUUUAAAACAUGGUUUAUCUACAGGUGAUCUGAUUGAGCCGUCAUGUGGGCGUGGGCAUUGCUACCCGUCACCCUGGCAGUGUUUGGAACUGUUGGCCUUUGGGUUGUAUAUGGCAUAGCUGUGCACAAUAAUACAGUUAAUAUAACUGUAGAAUUCCCUUAUAUCAGCGUAUGUGGUUCAUACAACCCCCAAAGCUGCCUGUUUGCUCAAAUCUGCAACAUAUGCUGUGUGUUAGCUAUGUGGAUCGUCUCGAUCAGGUUUCAGCAGAUACAGGAUUACGGUUGUGCAUCUCGUACAAACACAGCCGGUCUGGUGCUUGGAUUCAUCUCUAGCAUUGGGAUUUCUAUUCUUGGAAACUUCCAGCAAUCGGUACAAUUGGAAGUUCAUCUGCUUGGGGCAUUCUUGGCCUUCUUCCUGGGUUUGGUUUACUUCUGGAUCCAGACGUGGCUUACCUACAGCGCCCAGCCAUCACAUGACCGGCGGUGGGUGGGGCCAGUGCGCAUCAUCCUCUGUGGCAUGUGUACAUGUUUGGUCAUCAGCAUGGUUGUUCUGCACAAUGUAAAGUAUCGCUCUGAGGCCGCUAUAUGUGAGUGGUUCCUGGUCAUGUGCUUCUUUGCACUGUUUGGGGUUUUUGCGGCGGAAUUCAGACACAUUGACUUCCAUAAGUUCACCGUACAGAAGGAGGGCAUGAAAACAGCCAAUGAUGCCAAUGGAGUAUGGACAUUGCAGGAAAUUCAUUAAAAAGCAGAUGAUUUUUCAGAUGUGUACAAUAGUGACUGUGGUAACGAGACGCACGCACACACACACGCGCACACACGCACACACACGCACGCACGCACACACACGCACGCACGCACACAUGCACGCACACACACACACACACACGCACACACACACAAGGUGGAGGAAAGUGAUAUGGUUGAGGACCACAAAAGACAAACAUAACACUCCUAUUUCAAAUAGACUUGCCUUCAUCUGGUGUUCCUACUAUCAGUUUUACUGUGUAUGUUAUCUGUUCAGUACUUGAAUUCCUUGGAAAUAUAGCAGUGUCUCAGAAUGCCCACCAGUAAUGAUUUUUCUAAGGCAUGUUUAAAAUGUAAAUGUCCUAAUUUAACUAAAGCUUACUCCUGGCCUAAUCUGAGCCCUGUCUGGGAAACCACCCCAUAAUAUACUUGGUAAAAGAACAGUUCACCCAAAAAUGAACAUUCUGUCUUCAUUUACUCAAGUUGUUCCAAAUCUGACCUGUAUACAUUUCGUUGUUCUGAUGAACACAGAAAGAUAUUUGGAAGAAUGCUUGUAACCAAAAAGUUCCUGGCCACCAUUGACUACCAUAGGGAAAAUUGCUUUAUACAUUUCUUUGUUCUGUUGAACACAAAGGAAGAUAUUUUGAAGAAUGUAGGGAAACAAACAGUUCCGGGGCACUUUUGACUACCAUUGUCAUUUUUCCUGCUAUGAUAUUCAAUGGUGGCCAAGAACUGUUUGGUUACAAGCAUUAUUCCAAAUAUCUUUGUGUUCAUCGCAACAAAUAUUUAGAUCAACUCGAGUGUGUGUACAUGAUGACAGAAUUUCAGUUUUGGGUGAACAGUCCCUUUAACGUGUGUACAGUACCAUAUCAGUCUAACAAUACCUCAAACCUGCUGUCUUUGUUUUUUGUAACUAUACUCAAUUUCUUUUUUUUAAUUAUUUUUUAAUUUGCUCUAAAUAUAUGUUUGGUCUAAAUAUAAAACUGGCAAAGAAAAAUAAAUCCCCGGGCGGUGCAGUGAUAGCUGCCCACUGCUCCGGGGGUACGUGUGUUCACUACUCUCUGGAUGGGUUAAAUGCAGAGGUCACAUUUCGUUGCCUUGUACCUUCGUACAUGUGCAAUGACAAUAAAUUGAAUCUAAAUCUAAAAAAAUCUAAAAAUCUAAAUGUGCAUAAACCUUAAUGUAAAACAGUCUACUAAGUGAACUUUAUAGCAAAGCAAAGAAAAAAGACUUCCCAUUAGAAUAAUCACCAUCAUUCAACUGUAUAUGGCUCGUUCUUCUGUGGGAGACAAAAGAACAUACUUUGACAAAUGCUUCAGUGUCCAUAAAAUGGAAAUCAAUGGGGUCCAAUGUUGUUUGGUUGCUAACGUUCUUUAAAAUAUCUUCUUUUGUGUUCUUCAGAAGAAAGUCAUACAGGUUUAGAAUGAUGUGAGGGUGAGUAAAUGAUGAAACGACUCCAAAGUUUUCAUCCUCAUAGACAGGGGAUAUUAAAACUGUCAAUAAUAUUAAAUUGUGGUGAAAGUGUAUUUACAUGCAGCAAUCACCAGAUGGAGCUCUGGGCACAAGGUUUUUGCUCAUGUUUGCACGUAUUCGGGUCCUAACCAAGACAGGUGUAUCUGGUUGAUAAAAAUGAUUGAAAGUCUUACUAAAAUAAUUUUAGAGACUCAUCAAUAAUUCUGGUGUGGAUCAGAACUGUAAGAUAGAACAAAUCGAAUAACACGAGCUGGCCAUCAAAUAAGCCAUUUAUAAUGUGGAUUUGGACAUUUUUCUGAUGGGAAACAGCAGCAGAGAGCUCUCUGUGAUCCUCAAGACCACAUUCUUUCACAUACACA